AUGGUAACAACUCCUGACAUGUUAUGGUUGGUCAUCGCGAGUGGUGUAGCAUGUUUUUUUAUGGCAUUUGUGACAGGAGCAAAUGAUAUAGCGAAUACGUUUAGCACAUCUAUUGGAUCCAAAGCAUUAACCAUUAAGAGAGCUUUAAUAAUUGCUUUCUUUUUUGAGGCAUUAGGAGCUUCCUUACUUGGUGGAACAGUCACAGACUCCAUACGGUCAAAAAUCAUUAACUUUGAAGCUUUUUACGAUGCGCCAGAAUUUCUGAUGUUGGGUAUGUUUUGCGCCCUUAUGGGUGCAACCAUGUGGCUAGCUAUAGCCACAUGUCUAGGAUUGCCUGUAUCGACAACGCAUAGUAUUGUAGGAGCAUUAUUAGGCUUUGGACUUGCAGCAGGGCAUAGUAAGUCCAUAAAGUGGGAAAAAAUACACAGUAUAGUGAUAUCGUGGUUUGCAGCACCAAUUUUAGCAGGAAGUUGUUCUGCCAUAGCCUUUAGUAUAAUACGCCAUUUAAUAUUGAGGAGGAGGAAUUCUUUCGAAAUAAUUAAAAGAUGGUACUGGUUCCUCAUUUUUCUCAUUACGCUACCGUUUAGUGUGUUUUUAGUGUUUCAGAACCCGAUAGUGCUAAAUGUACCAUGUACGAUGAAAAAAGGCACAAACUUAGUAAUUGAAUCUCCAUGUUACAUUCAAGAUUGGACUGCAGCCCAUCCUUUUUACUCCACAAUAGCUUGUCUGGUACUUUCCAGCAUCCUCACAUGCAUUGGAUCCGCCAUCAUCUACGUAGUAUAUAACAAGAGGAUGAACAACUUCAGUUUUAGGAAAAAACUAUUCGGAGAUGAUAUGAUAAAUGAUUUGGAGAAAAACGGAAAAAAUGCCAACAACGAUACCAUUUGCAACAUGAAUAAUAGUAGUCUGAAUUCUGUUGCUUCGAAUGAGACCCGAGUUACACAACAAAAGGGAGUUGGUGGAACGACAUCGCAACCAGGAGGGAUUAGCGGAGCAAUAACAACAGAAGCAGGAGCAGAUUCUGUUGGACGGGGAAAUUUUGAUACUUCUGGAUUACACUGUGAGAAGAGGAAAAACCAAGGUGAACAAAACUACCAAACGGUUAUUAGCAUGAAAAAUAUGGACGACAAAAAUGAAAUUUUGGAGACUAAAAAAAGUGGAAACUUACCUAGGGUUCGUAGCAGCAUUGCCAGUGGCACCAACAGUGUUAAUAGUAAUAUAUCACAAUCGGUGAUUGAGAAUUUUGACCAAGAGACGGAGAUUGUUUUUUCGUCUCUUCAGAUUAUUAGUGCUAUUUUAGGGGUAGUGGCCCAGAGUGCGAACGAUACUGCUAAUGCUAUAGGUCCCUUUGCUGCAGUUUUUAACACUUAUAAUAACGGCAUUAAGGGAAAGCUAAAAGUGCAGUGGUACAUUCUCUUGUUUGGAGGUUUGUCCAUGUCACUUGGUUUAUCCGUUCUAGGUUAUCGAGUUAUCAGGACGGUUGGAAUGAAGUUAAUUAGAAUUACUCCGUCCAGAGGUUUCACCAUUGAACUUAUUUCCGGGUUGGUUGUCCUACUUUUUAGUAUUUGUGGUAUACCGCUCAGUUCCACCCAUUGUGCAGUGUCUAGUGUCAUUGGUGUGGGUCUUGUAGAGGCAAAAAUAUCGGAAGAAAAUGACGCCAACGUUGGAACGAACAAUCAGGAAAUGAAUCUACUGGGCAAGGAUAUGUCCCAAGUGGAUAAGAAUGCAAAUAUUCCUGUAAAGAAGAAGAACUUUCUUCGCUUCUUGUCGUUUUUGAACACCUCCUGCGUGAACUUGAAGCUAUUUAGGACCAUUUUUUUUUCUUGGAUCAUCACGGUGUCUUUUUCGGCCACCGUAACCGCAGCAAUAUUCUCCUUUGCAGCGUACAGCCCGUCGUAUAUUGCAAAGGCACCGGUAGUAGUUCCCGCAUAG
This is a messenger RNA of Plasmodium knowlesi strain H, 1932 nucleotides long. RefSeq names its product sodium-dependent phosphate transporter, putative. Gene Ontology annotation, biological process: phosphate ion transmembrane transport. Bases 1 to 1932 code for a protein of 643 amino acids. Gene Ontology annotation, cellular component: membrane. Gene Ontology annotation, molecular function: phosphate transmembrane transporter activity. The record is from RefSeq and is a predicted model, not a curated record. Lineage: Eukaryota; Apicomplexa; Aconoidasida; Haemosporida; Plasmodiidae. The transcript has 2 exons.